UUAUAGUCUGCUUAUGCACUCAGACCGCAAGUAGGUAGUAUUUGACAUAAUAAGGAUUUUGCAUGGAUUUUGAGUUUUGGCCAUUGAUCACAGAGUACAUUAAACGCCAUUAAUUGUUGAUAUUGAUAUGUCAUAUUAUUAUUAUUUUUUGAAACUACAUUAAAAUUUGAGGUUUUUAUUGAGUUGUACUAGUUAAAAAUAUUAAUCUUGUACUACAAUGUACAUAGCAUUCAAGUGGCUUUUAUGUCUUUCACUAUUGAUGUGGAUUGGGAUCUGUUUCGUUGAAUUAAUACAUAAGAGAAGUAAAGAUAUUGUUGAACAAGAAAUAAUAGACGAAAUAUACAGAAACAGAAGUGCUUCGAAUCGUAAUAUGGGGUUAAUAAAACAUAAGAAUAACAAUCCCAAGUACCACCAGGCAAACACGGGUCUCUAUCAUUUUGCUAUUUUUAUAUUUGUGGCAUUCACUCUAAUGAACAGAAAGGAAAUAAUUUUACGUACAAGGUUUAAAAUAAUGGAGAAAUGUUACUACCUCGAUUUGAACAAAACCGCCAAAAUGUAUGGUGUUGCCGCACUCGACACUUUAAGAAAACUAACUUCAAAAUUCCGAGUUGCUAUGAACAAAAGCCUGAAGUUAACAUGGGGAGUAAUUUUAGACCUAGCACUAAAAAUGAAAAAAUAUGCGGACAAAAAAGAUCCAAAAAUAAAUUUGUUGCUACUAGAGAAGUUAAAGGAAGUCGGGGAACAGAAGAAUAACAUGGGUCACCUUCUCCUUGCUGCCAUACAGGAAUGUAAUAGUAUGAGACAUCAGUUACAGAUGGAGAUCACAUCAAAAAAUAAGCUUAUAAAAUGUAUUGAAGACAACAAAAGCUUAUUAAAAGAAAGUCAAAAUAAAUGUGCCCAUAUCAAAAAUUUACAUAUAACAGCUCAGUAUGAAAAAAAUGUUCUGAAAGCUCGGCUUAGACAAGUUUCUAGGGAAAAAGAUGACUGUAAAAGGUUAAUUGCUAAGUUAAUUCAUAAAAUAAAUGAGUCCAAAAACUACGAACUUAUUACACUUUGUUCCAAUAUGUUCAGGCCGUCACAAGACAGCUCAUUGAAAAGGGGCGAAAAUAGUGAAAAAACUAAUAAUUUAGAAAAUUUAAGUGGGCACAAUUCCAAAGGAAUUUAUAUUAAGGACGACUCGCAAGUAACGCACAUUUCAAAGAUACAUCAGCAGACAUCUCAGACUUCAAGUUACUUACCACUAAAAGAAACAGCUGCAGAAUGCAUAUGGACAACUAAAAAUAAAGAUGGACUCUUGGAGAAAAUUUUUGAAUACGGCUAUGAUUCCAAACACGAUAAUAGUGGGGACACCAGAAGAAUAAGACGAAUAAGGGAAUACUCUGUACAGUGUGAUAAAGAGUGUCAAUUGGAUUAUCAAAGAUUGGAAGCUGUUGUGACUCAAAGAAUAAGAUGCCAAAAUCAAAACUUUUUAACGGGAUCAGAAGCAUUUAAAAACUUUCUGGAAAAUAAUAUGAAUUCGUUAAAUUCUCCUAAACGUUGUUAAAAUAGGUUUACCAAAUGAUAACACAACAUCGGCGUUUAUUAUUU
Molecule: messenger RNA, 1587 nt
Organism: Plutella xylostella (diamondback moth)
Lineage: Eukaryota; Metazoa; Arthropoda; Insecta; Lepidoptera; Plutellidae
Source: RefSeq, a predicted model, not a curated record